Carica papaya (papaya) is the source of this 2060-nucleotide messenger RNA. RefSeq names its product calcium-dependent protein kinase 29 (gene CPK29). NCBI's taxonomy places the organism in Eukaryota, Viridiplantae, Streptophyta, Magnoliopsida, Brassicales, Caricaceae. Gene Ontology annotation, molecular function: protein kinase activity; ATP binding; calcium ion binding. Gene Ontology annotation, biological process: protein phosphorylation. The record is from RefSeq and is a predicted model, not a curated record.
CUUUAUGUCGCUGCUCGGGACUUGGGACAAUUAGUAGGCUACAAAAUCAUAGAAAACGGUCGCAUGAAACGUGUAACUUCACUACCUAAAAGAGGCGAUGGAAUACGAAACCGAUCGCCAAAGCAAAGCGUAUGGGUAUAAAAAAGAGAAGAAUUAUACCCGGGAGAGUGUAUUGGGCAAAAGCAAAGCACCAAGAAUAGUUCCGUUUACCAAACCAAGUACUCAACAAGACUCUCCUCUCAUUUUCAAAUAUGCUUCUGCAACAUCUCUGAAAUUCUCAUUACCACCUCAGAAAAAAAGGAAAUCCACAAAAUGGGACUUUGCUUCUCAAAAUCUAGUAGUCAAGAAAUCCCAAUCUCUUCCUCGGAUUCACCUGGAUACAAAGCUCCCACCAAAAGAACCCAACAAGCCCGCUAUGAUCCUCCUGUCAAACCUCCUUCAGCACCCAAAUCAGCUCCUCCCUCCAAGUCUUUGGCUAGACUUCCUUCCAAUUCAGAGUUUGGUCCCAUUCUUUGCAGGCCUUGUGUUGAUGUCCUCUCAGUUUACGAUAUCGGUAAAGAACUGGGUAGGGGUCAGUUUGGAAUAAUUCGUAUUUGUUUUGAUAAGAGAACUGGGUUAGAAUACGCCUGCAAGUCUAUCUCAAAGCGGAAGCUUAUAAACGAGAAGAUUGAGGAUGUUAGGAGAGAGAUUGCCAUACUCCAGCACCUGACUGGACAGCCUAAUAUUGUGGAGUUCAGGGGGGCUUAUGAGGAUAAAAAUAAUGUGCAUGUGGUGAUGGAGUUGUGCUCCGGCGGUGAACUUUUUGAUCGGAUUAUUGCCAGGGGGAAUUACUCUGAGAAAGAAGCAGCCUCCAUCGGUAGGCAGAUUGUUAAUGUGAUUCAUGUGUGUCAUUUCAUGGGUGUCAUGCAUAGGGACUUGAAGCCUGAGAAUUUCUUGUUGGUGAGUAAAGAUGACGAUGCUCCUCUUAAAGCCACUGACUUCGGACUCUCUGUUUUCAUUGAGGAAGGUAAGAAGUAUAGGGAUUUAGUUGGAAGUGCAUACUACAUUGCUCCGGAGUUGUUGGAGCAAAACUACGGGAAGGAGGUAGAUGUAUGGAGUGCUGGAAUCAUUUUAUAUAUUCUUCUAUGCGGUGUGCCUCCAUUUUGGGCUGAAACUGAGAAGGAAAUUUUUAAAGCUAUCUUAGAUACUGAUCUUGACUUACAAAGCUCGCCUUGGCCUUCUAUAUCGCCUUCUGCGAAGGAUCUGGUCAAGAAGAUGUUAACAAAGGACCCUAAGAAAAGAAUUACUGCCGCUGAAGCCCUUGAGCAUCCAUGGUUGAAGCUGGAUGGAGAAGCGUCUGACAAACCCAUAGAUAGUGCUGUUCUUAGUAGGAUGAAGCAGUUCAGGGCAAUGAACAAGAUGAAGAAACUUGCACUAAAGGUGAUAGCGGAAAACCUUUCAACAGAAAAGAUCAAGGGCUUGCAACAGAUGUUCAACAACAUGGACACUGACAGAAGUGGCACAAUUACCCUCGAUGAACUUAAAGUUGGAUUGCACAAGCUAGGAUCUAAGCUUUCUGAAGAAGAGAUAAAGCAACUGAUGGAGGCUACUGAUGUUGACAACAAUGGGACUAUUGAUUAUCUUGAAUUCAUUACUGCCACCAUGCACAGGCAUAGACUUGAGAAGGAAGAAAACUUGUUCAAGGCUUUCCAAUACUUUGACAAGGAUGGCAGUGGGUUUAUCACAAGAGAUGAACUGAAACAAGCCAUGACUGAAUAUGGAAUGGGUGACGAUGCUAGUAUAGACGAGGUCAUUGAUGAUGUUGAUAUUGAUAAGGACGGAAGAAUCAAUUAUGAAGAGUUUGCAACUAUGAUGAGAGCGGGAACACAUGAGUCAGACGCAUCACUAAAAAUUAUUUGAUCGUCUGUGCCACUUUUGAUUCAUUUUUAUCAUAAGAAUACAUGCUUAUACCGAAUAAGUUUUAUGUAUUUAACGUAUAAACUAAAAGUGAGAAGAUAAAAUGAUGGAUCGAAUAUGUAAAUGAAAAUGAUGUACAUUAAUAGGAUUCGGAGAAUUUACUA